GUUUGAGUUGUGCUCUGCGCUCUAUGCCAGCCAGAGGUGUGUUUCGGCUCCACUCUCUGUAUCUCUGGGUAGCAGCACCCCACCGUGCAGCCAGCCUGAGUGCCAUGUCUAACAGCUUUGUUGGCAAAGGGUUACAGCUCAUCUGAAGGGAAAGGUAGCACCUUGCUUUGAGGAGGACGGAAGAUAAAAGAAGACUGACCAGUUGCAGAGAGAGGGGGGAUAUAACUGACACCCCCCCCCCCCCCCUCGCCUUACUAAACUGAGCAAAAACGGAAGGCUUUGGAGUAUUCAAUUUUUUCUUUCGUUUUAUAUUUUUCUUAUUCCUCAUCGCGGUGCUGGGAGGUGCUUCAUCUUUUCAUAUAGUCUCUCUCUCCGUCAUUUGCCUCCUCAUCUAUUUCUCCAUCUACCUGGUGUAUAAUUUUAUCUAUUUAUGAGUGAGAGAAAAGAGGAAGGAAGAAGGAGUUUCUUUUAAUUUUUGUCCUUUUCCUUCCUCCUUUCCACUCUUCCCUCCCUUUCACCAAACCAUAUCAUACCUGUCAGUUCCUCCUUACCAUUUCAUUUCUAGCUGCUGCCAUCAGUUCAUUAUUCCCCAUCCUACGCCUCUUUCUGUCUCUAAAGUCUGAUGUUAUAUGAACUUGGAUGAAUUUUCUUCAAAGACAACUAAAAAAACUCCACAUGAAUGACUAUUUUUUUCCCUUUUCCUUCUCUUUUGGUCCCUCCACACCCAUUUUCUUUGCAUCACACUCUUGCGGGAUUCUUAAAUGUUACUCUAGAAAAGAGUUAAUUAGACUGAGAACAAGGAGAGCACAGAGCGGGCUGGACAACUGAUCAUCAUGACUGGCUAAAGCAAAGGCAAGGCAAGAAAGCCAAAGAAGAAGAAGAAGAAGAAGGAAGGGAGGGAAGAAGAAGAGGAGUACGUACACACCCACUGCUGCUCAUCUCCUCAUCUCCACGGCAACUGCGUUCGCAUGCUUGUAGACUUCUGGGGGGAGACCUUGGCGAGCUGCAUCACCAGCGUUGGAGGAAAAGGAAAAAGAGUCGGAUGGAAAGAGACGAAUGAAAGAGCGCCCCUUCACCCCUCUAUUAUUAUACCAUCUAUUAUCUUUUAGUUUAGUUUAUUAUUAUUAUUCAUAAGCAGGCUGCCAUUUUGAGUUGAUGGUCAACUUUUAAAGUCUUCUAAGAUCUGAGUCAAAAGCAUAUUUCAACCAGGUUAGAUCAGCAGAUUGAUCUUUUUGGGCCUUUUUAUAUGUAAAAAUCCUUGUUUCCAAAGAAUUAAGUGUCUUUUGUACAUAUCAUUACACUUUAAAAACGGUCCUCUUCCCUCCUGCCACUUCUUCACACUGACAACGCCCCAGCAUCGCCCACCUCCACCCUCAGUCAACCCAACACUCACCUCUCGCCCUGCAAGACCCCACCUCAGUCUUCUCUGCGUGACUUCAUCUGUCUACCAUCCCUUCAUCCGAGGCUAUGAGAGGAGGAGUCGAAUCCCAGAUCACUCCAUCAUGCCAGUUCUGAAGAGUAGAGAGGAGAUCCGGGCUGGCAAUGUUAAAGGGACGGCAUUUACACUCCUCCACAAUGCUUGUCAGCCUCCACCCUUCUCCCUCCCAUCUUCAGGACAAGCGUUUCGUCUCCCACUCCUCCUCCCCCCAUUCUCCCCCCCAGGACCAGUCCUCGCAUCAUCCUCGGCUCACCCUGCCCUUCCUCUCCCUGUCCUUCUCUCUGCUCCUCCUCUCCAUGCUCCUCUUACCCGUCUGCGAGUCUCGCAGGGGUGGAGGUCCAGGCACAGGGCCUGGAGGUGCCCCAGGGGGACAAGGGGGCCAGAGGGGAGGCGGCACCCAGCGGGGCGUUGUCAUCCCUCCUCAAUACUCUCCUGCAUUACCGGCUCUUCCGCCAAUCAAUCCCAAACUGAUCAACUCGCUCAGUAUAGCAGUCAUCCUGGUGGGCAACUCUAGUGAAGUAACCCUGGGGGUUGGACUUGAGAAAGAGGACUUCCUCCACAUCCCUUACCCUCCCAAAGUCGAGGUGGUCACCAUGAAUGAGACCGACCCCAAGAGUAUCAUCAAUCGGAUUUGCGCGCAAAUGACGAGGAACUCCCUGCAAGGCGUAGUGUUCGGUGAUGACACGGACCAGGAGGCCAUUGCUCAGAUCCUGGACUUCAUCUCUGCCCAGACACACAUCCCCAUCCUGGGCAUCAGGGGAGGCUCCUCCAUGGUCAUGGCUGCCAAGGACGACCACUCCAUGUUUUUCCAGUUUGGUCCGUCCAUCGAGCAGCAGGCCUCCGUCAUGUUGAACAUCAUGGAGGAGUAUGACUGGUACAUCUUCUCAAUAGUCACGACGUACUACCCUGGCUAUCAGGACUUUGUCAACAAGGUCCGCAGUACCAUCGAUAACAGCUUUGUGGGCUGGGAGCUAGAAGAAGUCUUCCUACUGGACAUGUCAGUAGACGACGGAGACUCCAAGAUCCAAAACCAGCUAAAGAAACUGCAGAGUCCUGUAAUUCUAUUGUACUGCACAAAGGAGGAGGCAAGCACUAUCUUCGAGGUGGCCCAUUCUGUGGGCCUCACAGGUUAUGGCUUCACCUGGAUCGUGCCCUCGCUGGUGGCUGGAGAUGCAGACCACGUUCCCUCUGUCUUCCCUACAGGGCUUAUCUCAGUGUCAUAUGACGAAUGGGACUACAACAUCGAGGCCAGGGUACGUGAUGCAGUGGCUGUCAUUGCCACGGCGACCUCCACUAUGAUGCUGGACCGGGGACCACAUACCCUGAUAAAAUCAAGCUGCCUCGGAACACCUGACAAAAAGAGCUCCAACACCGGCCACUCCAAGGAGAUACUGAAGUAUCUCAUGAAUGUGACAUUUGAAGGCCGAAACCUGUCAUUUAGCGAAAAGGGUCACCAGAUGUUUCCCAAACUGGUCAUCAUUCUUCUAGACAAGGACAGACAAUGGGACAGGGUUGGCAAGUGGGAGAGAGGCUCUCUGACGAUGAGGUACCAUGUGUGGCCUCGCUUUGAGCUGUACUCUGCAGCGGAGGAGCGGGAGGACCACCUGUCCAUCGUGACUCUGGAGGAGGCGCCGUUUGUCAUUGUAGAGGACGUGGACCCGCUCAGUGGGACCUGCAUGAGGAACACUGUGCCGUGCCGCAAACAGCUCAAACUGAGCAAUCAGACAGGUGAUUCAGGGAUUUACAUCAAGCGCUGCUGCAAAGGUUUCUGUAUUGACAUCCUAAAGAAGAUCGCCAAGGCGGUCAAGUUCACGUACGACCUCUACCUGGUCACCAACGGCAAACAUGGCAAGAAGGUUAAUGGGACAUGGAACGGCAUGGUUGGGGAGGUGGUGUUAAAGAAUGCCCACAUGGCAGUGGGUUCACUCACCAUCAACGAGGAGAGGUCAGAGGUCAUUGACUUCUCUGUGCCCUUCAUCGAGACGGGGAUCAGUGUCAUGGUCUCUCGUAGCAACGGCACCGUUUCCCCCUCCGCCUUUCUUGAGCCCUUCAGUGCUGAUGUCUGGGUGAUGAUGUUUGUGAUGUUGCUGUUGGUGUCAGCCGUGGCUGUGUUUGUGUUUGAGUACUUCAGCCCGGUGGGUUACAAUCGCUGCCUGGCAGAUGGGCGAGAGCCCGGCGGUCCCUCCUUCACCAUUGGUAAGGCCAUCUGGCUGCUUUGGGGUCUGGUUUUCAACAACUCUGUCCCCGUGCAGAAUCCCAAAGGUACCACCAGUAAGAUCAUGGUGUCAGUGUGGGCCUUCUUCGCUGUCAUCUUCCUGGCCUCCUACACUGCCAACCUGGCUGCCUUCAUGAUCCAGGAGGAGUAUGUCGACCAGGUGUCGGGCCUGUCAGAUAAAAAGUUCCAGAAGCCUAACGAAUUCUCGCCGCCAUUCCGGUUUGGCACGGUGCCCAAUGGGAGUACAGAGCGCAACAUCCGCAACAACUACCGGGACAUGCAUACUUACAUGACCAGCUUCCACCAGAAGAAUGUAGAUGAAGCGCUGCACAGUCUGAAGACCGGCAAACUGGAUGCCUUCAUCUACGACGCUGCAGUGCUGAACUACAUGGCGGGCAGAGACGAGGGCUGUAAGCUGGUCACAAUCGGGAGUGGCAAGGUGUUCGCUUCCACCGGCUACGGCAUUGCCAUCCAGAAAAACUCUGGCUGGAAACGAGCUGUGGAUCUGGCUAUCCUCAUGCUCUUUGGAGAUGGUGAUAUGGAGGAGUUUGAGGCCCUGUGGCUGACAGGCAUUUGCCACAAUGAGAAGAAUGAGGUGAUGAGCAGUCAGCUGGACGUAGACAACAUGGCGGGGGUCUUCUACAUGCUUGGGGCCGCCAUGAUUCUAUCAUUAAUCACCUUCAUCUGUGAACAUUGGUUCUACUGGCAGCUGCGCUUCUGCUUCAUGGGCGUGUGCUCGGGACAGCCCGGGGCCACCUUCUCCAUUAGCCGAGGUAUCUACAGCUGCAUCCACGGGGUACAAAUUGAGGAAAACAAGUCAACCAUAGACUCACCCUCGGCCACCAUGAAGAAGAACAUGAACAACACCCACUCCAACAUCCUGCGGUUGCUUCGCACUGCCAAGGACAUGACUGCCGUCCCGGGCAUUAACGGCUCUCCGCACGCUGCCCUGGAGUACAGCCACAGUGGCCGUGACUCGGCUAUCUAUGACAUCCAGGAGCACCGGCGCAGCUUGGUGGGUCACCCUGCCGACUGCAAGUCAGCGCCACCCUACCUGCCAGAGGACAACAUGUUCAGUGACUACAUCAGUGAGGUGGAGAGGACUUUUGGCAACUUGCCCCUGAAGGACAACAACCUGUACCAGGACCAUUACCUGCACCACCACCCGGCCUCGGCUCUGGGUAUGUCCGGCCCCCCGCCUAAUAGGCCGCGUAGCUUAGGCAGCACUAGCUCGUUGGAGGGCGGCAUGUUUGAUUGCGACAGUUUAGGGGGAGGGGUAGCGCCCAUCUUCACCACCCAGCCCCGCCCCUCCAUGACUCACAGGAAUACCAAUAAAUUUGACCUGAUUGCUGGCCACACCCCUGCGGAUUCCACCCAGGGUGGGUUCAAGGGAAACAAUGUGUACGGGAGGUUUUCUUUCAAAGGAGGCGCAUCCAGCACGGGGCUCAUCGGGGGUCAUGACAGGUACUGUGGUGGGGGCGGGGGAGGCUCAGGGGGGGAUGAUGGGAACAUUCGCUCGGAUGUUUCGGAUAUCUCUACGCACACUGUCACCUACGGCAACCUGGAGGGCAACAACAAGCGGCGUAAGCAGUACAGGGACAGCCUGAAAAAGAGGCCAGCUUCGGCCAAGUGCAGACGGGAGCAGGACGAGAUAGAGCUGAGCGGCCUCAGGAGGAGAGCCCACCACCACACCGUCCACCACCACUUCCCCCACGGGCCCCUGGCACACCGCACGGUCUCACCUCCCCUGGAGCGGAAGAGGGGAGGAGGAGGGGGUAAUUCUUCACCUUACAUAUUCCGCAAAGACAAAGAGAACCUGAGGGAUUUCUAUGCGGACCAGUUCUGCUCCAAGGAGGGCAAGGCCAAGUGGGAGCAAGAGGGUGGAAAUGGAGGAAGUGGUGUGGGCGGUGGUAGUGGUGGUGGUAUCUGUAAAAGCUUAGUACCUGUGGAAGACUUCCUUAAAGGUAAAGGCAAGAAGCCGGAGUGUAAAGGUGGGCUUGGCUCAGUGUUGGCAGGGCAGCAGGCCCACACCUGUUGGGAUAAGGGGGUUUCUGGGCUAGGAGGGGGGGGCAUAGCAGGGGGUGACUGGGAUUGUCGUAACAGCCACAAUGUGUGUCACCACGGAGGAGGCGGCGCUUGCCCAGCUAGCGGGGUUGGGGGUAGCACCAGUCGCCCCAGCUCCGCUAGCUGCAAACGCUGUGACUCCUGUAAGAUCCCGCCAAGCAACCUUUACAACAUCAGCGAGGAUAUGGUGUUCGCUGGAGUGAAGAGUAGCAUAGGAACCAGCCAAAUGCAAACUCAGGCACAGCGCAGGAAGCUAGGGCCAGGUGGGAGGGUGUUACGGAGGCAACACUCGUAUGACACAUUUGUGGAUCUGCAGAGGGAGGGGGCAGGCCGCAUGGGAGGGGCUGGCGGCGGCGUUGGGGGGCAGUUUCCCCAGCCCCGAAGUGUGAGCUUGAAAGACAAAGACCGCUUCAUGGAGGGCCCCAGCCCUUAUGCACACAUGUUUGAGAGGUAUGCAGGUGAAAGGGAGUCUUCCAUGUUUGGAGGGAUAGGUGGGGAUAGGGUGAAGGGAGGCUCCUCCUUCAGUGUGUUCCAUGGAGGAGAAGGUGGGUUGCAUCAGCGGUCGGUGGGGGAGAGAGACCUGAGGGACAGAGAUAGAGCAAUGAUGGGAGGUGGGGGCGGUGGUGGUGGUGGUAGCAGCAGCAGAGGGGCCGGGACUUACUCCUUGUCUAAAUCUCUCUACCCAGAUAAGGUGAACCAGAACCCCUUCAUCCCAACCUUCGGCGACGACCAGUGUCUAUUACACGGCGCCAAACCGUACUACAUCAAAAAGCCACAGACGCAGCAACAGCAGCAGCAGCAGCAGCAACUUCUCAACAACAGCCGAGGAGGAGGGGACUUCCACAGCUCCAUGGGAGCAGCUUCCUAUUUGCCCGCAUCUGCCACAUCUGGGGUGAUGUCCAAUGUGGCCCCCAGGUUCCCCAAAGAGCUGUGUCUGGGUGGGGUGGGAGGGCCCAUGGGGAACCACCACGGGGCCAGCAAGCUACUGCCAGUGGGCAGAGACACGUUAGGUUUGGGGCAGGGACAGAGACCCUUCAACGGGGCCAGCAAUGGACACGUCUACGAAAAGCUCUCCAGCAUUGAGUCAGACGUCUGAGGGGGAAGACAGAGGAAGAAAGAGAGGGAGGAGAUGAAGUGGGUGAAGAAAACAGGGAGCAAAACAUACAGAUGCUGAUGACCUCUCAACACGAUACUGUAUGUGUUGUUCUCACUCCUCUAAAUGGAAAGAAUUUGGACGAUGCACAUAGGCCACUGCAGGCUAAGCUGUGAAGUCCGGCGGGAGACAAGUUUUUAAUGAGAAGAGAGGAUUCUGGUGCUGCUCCGACGCUCAGAAAGAUCGGGAGGAAGGGAGGGGGGAAAAAAGUGAAAUAAAAUCUCCAGUCUCUGCUCUCUUCACAUGCUCAUUGUCUUUCCCUCCAUCCUGCAGUUCCUUAACACCAAAACAAACAUUUUGUUUAACGACGGAAAUACAAUCAUGAAUGAGAUAUCAACGCUUCUGUUGAAGUAACAGGGUAAACUAAUAAUAAUUGUAUUGAUAAUGUUAAUAAUAUUAUUGAAUAUUAUUCCAGUGUUUAUUGAUGAUCGGUUGGGAUUGUUUUUUCAAUUUUAUUGAUUUAAAUAGUUCAUGUUACAUAUUUGUAUGAUGUUAAUUCUUUCUUAGCCUACCAAUAUUACAGGAGACUGGUAGACCAGUCGUCAGAUCUUUUUUGGGUUCCUGUAAUUUGGACUCUUCUUUGCUAUUAAUUCUUUGUUUGAAUUUUUUUUUUACUUUUCUUACUCUUGAGUGCUGUGGUGUAUGUGAAAGGCAUGACUUGCUGAGUACAUUCUAUGUACUUUUUUUGCAAAGAAGGUUUCUUUUUUUCAGCUGCAGAAGCAACAUCAUCAUACUGAUUUGCCGUUUCCUCUCCUUUUUUUCUGCUCGGCAGUACCAAAUGGUGGCAGUCUCACAUUAUGAGCUGGAUGUGCCUUAAAGGAUUAAUACUGAUUUUCUACACACGCAAUCACCUGCAAACAAUUAGUCUAAGUGGUUUGAGAUUAAGAAUACACCUGACAAAGUCUGAUACGAGGGUAGAGUUUCAUGAGCAUAACAGACUUUUAGGCAUUUAACAGAUAUUAUGUUACAAAAAAAAAAAAAGAAGGAACCAAUAGCAGGAUAACAAGGGUUAAAACCACAGUGCCAUGAUAAACAAAACAUUCCUGUUCCCCCCCCAAAAGUCAGCUAUGACAGAGCCGUGCCCCUGUAUGUAAAGAAAUACCAUUUAGAACUAAAAUAUAGAAGCAGCUUCUUGUGGUAUUAACUCCACAGUUAUUCUAACUGCAAGUCCUUGAAAUCAUUUAUGAAGAAGUUUAACAAGCUUUAUCACUCCUCACCUCCUCAAACCUCACUGUUCAUUACAGAUGAACCAGGAACCAGCUAUCCAUUAAAUACACGUAAAUCCCAUUUAAUGUCUGCUUGUUGCUCUCAUCGUGUUUCAUUGGGUCUGACUCAAUUGGCUGUGACAGUUAUGCUGUUCAGGACAGGGACAUAAUGGACUCACAGAGUGAGGCCUCUGUUGCUGGGAUGAGCAGCAGUAAUGUUAAUUAUUUCAUGAUUACGGCUAUACGGCCUGCCUGCUGUAUUAGAUGGUCACAUUUGACUGAUGUGCAGUGAACAAGUGUUGAACAUUUUCACUCUGCUGGUUUAAAGGACCACAGCAAGCUCUAGUACAUAGUCUAUCCCAAAUAAUCUCUUUACUUAGUCUUGCAAUUAUUCAUAAAUUACAUCUUUAUAGCAUGUCAUUUAAUUUCAUUAUUUUUCUUAAAAAGUGUUUCUAGCUCACAAAUGGUACAAACUAACUUGUUUGUUUGUGCUAACUAUCCAGAUACUGAAGUGUUCCCCUGUGAUUUAAAGGAAUAGUUUGACAUUUUGAGAAAUAUAUGAUGCUUUCUUGCCAAGCCUUAGAUGAGAAGAUUGAUACCACUCUGUACGGUUUGUACGGUGAAUAUGAAGCUACAGCCAGCAGUAAUUAAGCUUAGCUUAGCUUAGCUUAGCAUAAAGACUUGGUUGAAACAGAGGGAAACAGCGGCCUCUGUAUAAAGGAACAAAAUCCACCUCCCAGCUCCUCUAUGGAAUGGAAAUGGAAAUGUAUUUAUUUGAAACAGGGACAAUGCACAAAUGAACAUGAAACUUGUAAUAAAAAAUAAAAAUGUUGGAGGGUUAUCUACAGGACUUUCUUUGUUGUUACUGUAAUGUUGCUAUGCAACCAAUCAGCCAAGAAGUAGACCAGCACAUAACCUUCCACAAAACCACAACUUAUUUUACACUUGUCCAGAAUAAAACAAAUGAGAUAUGUUGUGUUGGUGUCUUUUUAGAGGUACUGGAAGGUGGAUAUAGUUUCCUCUGGACAGGCUUGUUGUUUCCACCUGUUUCUGGUAUUUGUGCUAAAUUAAACUAACUGGCUCUAGCUUCAUAUUUAACAUACAGAUGUUAAAGUGGUUUCAAUCUUCUCAUCUAUUUCGCGUAAUUCCCAAAAUGCCAAACUAUUCCUUUAAUCUAUUUUCUUAUACUCGGAACAAGAGAACCUGGAUAAUACAAUCCCAUUCAUCAUUACUCCCACCAUGUUGCCCAAGAUCUGAUUUUUUACCAAACAGAACAUAAAGAAUACUUUCUCUAUGUACUGUAAACCCCCCCACCCACCCACUGGAUUAUAAUCAGUUUUACAUGCUGAGAUUUUGAUAAAGGUAACAACUUUCCCUUAAGUCCUCAAGUAUAAUUUACAGCUAUCUCUACCAUUAAAAUAUUAUUAUAAGACAUCUAUUUUCCAUUUCCAGUUAUUUAUUGUCACUUAAACCUGACUUUUAGUCAUUUUGCCAAACCAAAUUUUAAUACCUAAGCACAAGCAGACUGAAUGGGUCGAAUAUAUUUAUUUUGAUGUACAUCCCAGUCAAAACUUUGGAAGACUUUUCUUCUCUUGGUUGACAAGUCAGUAUGUAUGAUAGGGGAUCUCUACUGUUUGUAAGGACUUGCAUGUAUACACUUUUCUUUAUUUCUGUUUUUAAUCUUAACUUUUCGCCCAGAAUAAAUGGGUGUUUUUGAUCAAUAUUUGGAUUAUUUUCUUAACUUCAUUGUUGAGCCAUGUAGUUGUGUGUGUGUGUGUGUGCGUGUGUGUGUGUGUUUGCAAGAGAAGACACCAAUCUUAACAGUCUAAACUUUGGUUAUACUUUAAUAAAUAUAGCUAAAUUGAUUAAAGAUUUUACUAGGAUAGAAAACAUCUUUUUAUUAAUCUUCUACAAAGAUCAAUUUUCUUUCUGUGUAAAUGCUUUUAAACAAGGUUGAGGUCUUGAUUAAUACAUUCAUUGUCACUGAAGAAGCCUUUUUUUUCAUUUCAACUACUUUUUCCUAUUAUUUUCCUUUUGAAUAUCUCGUUUCAUUAUUUCUGUUAUUGUAUGUGCCUGAAUCCAUACGCUUGAUUACCUCUGUGUGCUCAUAUGGGAGAGAGACAGAGUGUGUGUGAGAGAUAACUGUUUAUUGUACAUGUACUAUAAAACUGUAUGUAAAUACUUUACCUCACGCUCAUGGACUUUUGAUAA
Messenger RNA from Sander lucioperca (pikeperch), 10286 nucleotides. RefSeq names its product glutamate receptor, ionotropic, N-methyl D-aspartate 2B, genome duplicate b (gene grin2bb). Gene Ontology annotation, cellular component: postsynaptic membrane; NMDA selective glutamate receptor complex; plasma membrane. Gene Ontology annotation, biological process: monoatomic ion transport; synaptic transmission, glutamatergic; long-term synaptic potentiation. Gene Ontology annotation, molecular function: NMDA glutamate receptor activity; transmitter-gated monoatomic ion channel activity involved in regulation of postsynaptic membrane potential. Lineage: Eukaryota; Metazoa; Chordata; Actinopteri; Perciformes; Percidae. The coding region runs from base 1543 to 6813 and encodes 1756 amino acids. The record is from RefSeq and is a predicted model, not a curated record. The transcript is spliced from 17 exons.